AUGGGGGCGGCGCAACCAGCAACAGAGCCUGCGGUUCUGACGCCGGACGACCGCUUCGCGCCGGGCGAGGUGUCUGUGAUGAUCGAGAAGCCCUCCUUCAGCAGCCGGCGCCUCAUCGCGGCGACCUCCAUCAUGGCUCCGCCGGAGCGCGUGUGGGAGGCCCUCACCGAUUACGACGGUCUCGGAAACUUCAUCCCGAGCCUGGUGGAGAACCGGUGCAUCGAGCGGCGGGAGCGCGGCGCGCUGCUGUACCAGGUCGGCGCACAGGACGUGGCGCUGGGCGUCAAGUUCCGCGCCGCCUGCACGCUGGAGAUCCAGGAGCACCCCCAGGGCCUGUCGCCCAUGAUGUGCAUGGAGGAGGACUCGGCGGUCAGCAGUAUCGACGAGGGCGACGCGGCGGCGCUGUACCCGUGGCCGACGCAGAGCCUGCCGGGGAAGCCCAUCCAUGGGGACAUCACCUUCAACCUGCUUGAGGGGGACUUUGAGGUGCGGCGGUGCAUCAGCAAUGAGUAG
Monoraphidium neglectum is the source of this 513-nucleotide messenger RNA. RefSeq lists its product as hypothetical. Lineage: Eukaryota; Viridiplantae; Chlorophyta; Chlorophyceae; Sphaeropleales; Selenastraceae. The record is from RefSeq and is a predicted model, not a curated record. The transcript has 3 exons. The coding region runs from base 1 to 513 and encodes 170 amino acids.